Trichomycterus rosablanca is the source of this 3572-nucleotide messenger RNA. It is a transcript of the gene sgcb, whose product is annotated as sarcoglycan, beta (dystrophin-associated glycoprotein). The coding region runs from base 80 to 1021 and encodes 313 amino acids. NCBI's taxonomy places the organism in Eukaryota, Metazoa, Chordata, Actinopteri, Siluriformes, Trichomycteridae. Gene Ontology annotation, biological process: muscle organ development. The transcript has 6 exons. Gene Ontology annotation, cellular component: sarcoglycan complex; sarcolemma. The record is from RefSeq and is a predicted model, not a curated record.
GUUCCCUCUCCGACUGUUUGUGGUACGUUCCUGUGAGUCCGGCUCUGACAGCGCUGCCCAAGAAAGAGGGAGGGUAAACAUGGCGUCUGAGCAGGAGAGCUCAAAUGGGCCAGUGAAGAAGUCAAUGCGAGAGAAGGCCAUUGAGCGAAGGACCAUAAAUAAGGAACACAACAGUAACUUCAAAGCGGGAUAUGUUCCCAUAAAGGAGGAAAGGCUGCACAAGACAGGGCUGAGGGGUCGAAAGGGCAAUAUUGCAAUAUGCAUCAUUGUCCUGCUGUUCCUGCUUGCACUCAUUAACCUAAUUAUAACACUGGUGAUCUGGACAGUAAUACGGAUAGGCCCCAACGGCUGCGACAGCAUGGAGUUUCAUGAAAGCGGACUGCUGCGCUUCAAGCAAAAGGCUGAUAUGGGCGUGGUCCAUCCACUUCACAAGAGCACUGUGGGAGGGAGGAAGGACCAGGACCUUGUCAUCACAGGCAACAACAACCCAGUAGUGUUCCAGCAAGGCAACACCAAGCUAAGUGUUGAGAAGGACAAGACAUCCAUCACCAGUGACCUAGGAAUUUCAUUCACAGACCCACGUACACAAAACACCUUCUUCAGCACGGACUUUGACAACCACGAGUUCCAUCUGCCUAAACAGGUCAAGGUGCUCAAUGUGAAGAAAGCCUCCACAGAAAGGAUCACUAGCAAUGCAUCCAGUGAUCUGACAAUCAAAGGCGAUGGCAAGGCCAUCAUCCGUGGCAAUGAAGGCGUCUUCAUCAUGGGCAAGACUGUUGAAUUCAGGAUGGGUGGUGGUAUUGAACUGAAAGCGGAGAACAACAUCAUUCUAAAUGGUUCAGUCAUGUUCAGUGUUUCUCGCAUCCCUAACAACUCUUUCGAUAGUGAGCUGUACUUCAACGAGGGGCUUGAGAGGUACAAGUUGUGUAUGUGUGCAGACUGGACCCUAUUUAAAGUGAAGGUCAAAUAUCCAAACAUGGGCUGCGCAACCACGGACAACCCCUGUGGAUCAGUGCAAUGAGAGAAAUGGAAGUUUCUUGUAAAAUGCACAUUAACACACCAGCCAUCUUUUUGAGAAUUGCUAACAGAUUUGGAGAUGCAUAAGACAGUUCAGCAAAUAUUCAUCAAUUCUUCACAUAAAGAUUCAUCCAUAGCUGACAUUGCAUUAAAAAAUUAACAAACUGCUGUAUUUCAGUCUAUACCAUACAUACAAAUAAUAAUAUAUGCUUUUAUUGGCUUGGCCAUAGAGCCAUCUAUGAUUUAUCAAUACUUUCAGGCAUUUUUAUAGUUGCUAAUCAGUUCUCACUAAUGCACCUGAAGGUUUUAUAAAUAUUUCUGUUACAUAUUUUUACCAUUAUACCAGGAUUAUACUGACAUUUUCGAAGGAAGUGGCAUUAUAACCCUAUGGAAACCCUGUUACUCUAGUACCUCUUGGCCGUUAACUGGAAUUAACUCUUUUAUUUGAGGGAGGUGGGCUUGUUACUAAGGCACAUGAUAUGUGGCAAAACCGCUAUUGCUGACUGUGCCAUUGUUUCCUAUGGAUUGAGAUGGUGGCACUAACUUUGCUGCUGCGCUACUUUAAGCUACCACUUUAACGCACGGUGUUUACCGCUUGCCGCUGCACUCAAAGUUCACUCUGAUAGAACUCUUUUAUUUGUGCAGACAAAUAAGACAAAUUGUUUACAUUUAUAUGACAUAGAAAGAAGCGAAGCACACACAUGGAGGAGAGAAUCUGAUUCUCACUGUUUUACAAAACCCUGAACUGUUUCAUUCAACCUUAAAUCCAGCAUGAAAUUGUGAGAAAAAUAGAGCAUGGCGACAAACAUAUGCAGGCACCUAUCUAAAAUACUUCAGGUUUUAGCCACAUGCAUUGCUAUCAGCUAAAUAAAAUCACUUACAUAAAAUAAAUGAUGUGCAGUGUCCUGUUUUAUAAAGGCAUGUUUGAUGAGUUUCAAGUUUUAAGAGGAGAAAUCCUUGUAGACUACACAAAGCCUGACCUCUACCCUAUUAAACAUAUUUAGGAUGAAUUGGAAUGUUGCUAGUACCUGCCAUACAGACGCACUCCAAAACUCCAUGGAAAGCCUUCCCAGAAAAGUGGAGGCUGCAAACACUAGAGCCACUAUAUAGCAAUUUUCAUGGUAAAGAACAGGAUGUCAACCAAGCUGGUCAGGUGUUCACAUAUUUUUGGCUUUGUAGUGUAUGUUGGCAGCUGAUUAUGGGUCAGUUCUCCAAGAUUUGACUUAAACAAGUUCUCUUUUUCUUUUCACUAAACCAAAUAUUUGGUUUGUAAGGGCCUACUUCCCUCCUAUAAGGUCUUUUUGAGAUAACCCAUCAUGUCUGCCUUUCACCAGCUGCACUGCAACAGAUGCUAAGCUAUUUAACAGUGUUUUUUUAUUCUGUUGGUUUAUGUAUGCAUUAUAAAUAGUAUUAAUUCUACAUGCCCAAUUAAGUUUACAUCAGUGUUCCAUAAGAUUUUAAACACAUUUAACUUUAUGUGCUGGGCAUCAAUGUACUCCAUCAUACAAGAGAUUAUUUUUUGAGCUGAUGUUUAUGAUUGUGUGUUGUGUUUUAAAUAAUAUGCUUUGAUAAGAUUGAAGUUGAAGGUGUGGUAUUUUAGUCAUUUGACGCUUUGUGCAAUAUAACACAUUAAUGUGUUUGGGUCGCAGUGUUCAUAUGUAGUAUUUAUUUUCAUCAUGUUUUGGUUUUGAAUUUUACAAAUGUAAUAAUGUGUUCAAAUUAGGGCUGUCGAAGUUAACGCGAUAAUAACGCAUUAACGCGACCUCAAUUUAACGCGAUUACAAAAAAUAGUGCCGUUAACGCAAAUUCUAGUUCAUGUUGACACUUGACUGGUAGAACAAACAUUUUAAUGUCGGACUUGCCACCGUUUUUCAUUUGCGGUUUGUUAACAUAAUGUAACCGAUCGUCGUAGUGAUGUACUUGCUUAAUAAAGAAAUAAAUACACGCUAUAUUCACAAGUUGUCGGGAGCAGAACACUUUAUUACACUUAAUUAACUUCUUCUUCUGUACCGAAUACCGGAAAGCUGAGUCAAGCACGUUAGUUCAUGAACUAUGGAAGCCCCAAAGGGUCAAAACACACUCACUUCGUGUAGAAACGUCCAUCAAACCAUUGUCACGAUACAACCACAGAAAAGUCUGUUACAAUAACUACGCCUUAUCCCAUCUAAAGCACCGCUGAUCUACAGUGUUUGCUGAUGGAGAAAUUCUAACCUACAAUCUGACAUUUACUGCCUAGUAUGUGAGUGAAUAAAACUCCCUUACAGUUUUCUCUUGUCCCAGCAGUUUUUAACAUCAGUACAUUUAGCAUAAAAUGUGUUCACCAUUUUAAUUGUAACAUUUCACUUAAAAAUCCUUGUUUUCUAUAACAUUUACACAGAUUUUUUUUAAUGCAAUUAAUCGCGAUUAACUAUAUGAAAUUCUGAGAUUAAUCGCGAUUAAAAAUUUUAAUCGUUUGACAGCCCUAGUUCAAAUAUAUAUAAAAUGCAGGUAUGCUGCAAGAUGAAAUAAUCAGGUUUUUCAUUGAAGUGCAUUAAAAUGUUUGCAUUAAUAAAUGU